GGGCUGGGGGGGAAGCGGCGAAACGGCUAGCGGGAUGGAACCGGGGGGAGCUUGGGGGUUGUGGGCAGCGCUGGGUUGCGGGCUCUGCCUGCUGGCGGGCGGGCAGGAGCAGGCAGGCGGCGGGCAGCCUUGGAGGCAGCUGAUCCAAUGGGAGAACAACGGCCGCGUUUACAGCUUGCUUAAUACCGGCGCCGAGUACGUCCCGGCCGGGCAAGAGAGACCCGGAGGGAACCGGUUGUUGUUGGCGGGAGCGAUGAGCGGAGGAACGGGCAACGUUCGGCGGCAGGCACCGGUGGUACCGCCGCGGCCGGGCUCCGAGACGGUGCGGGGGCAGACGAGGCAUCCCUUCGGUUUCGGGCAGGUGCCCGAAAAUUGGCGGGAGGGACCGGUGGGCGACAGUACCGCUUCGCAACGGGUACGGCCCGCCGGCCGCUCGCGCCAACCUUCCUCCUCCUCGUCCUCCUCCUCCUCGUCCUUCGCCUACGCCUCCGUCGGGCAGCCGGCGUACCCCCAGUUCCCCUUCGCCCCCCAAUACGAGCCCUACGAGGCGCCCCGGGCGUACGACGAGGCGUACACCUAUUACCGGGGUGCCGGCGGGGCGGCCGUGGCUUCAGCGGCGGCGGGCGCCAGCGUGGUGUACCCCUUCCAAGCCCGGGCACGCUACGAGGACUACGGGGAGGAGCAGAGCCCCUACAGAGCCCAGGGUUACUACCCGGCGGGCGAACGCCCCUACGUGCCCGCCGCCCCUCAACCGGUCGACGGGCUGGACCGCCGGUACUCCCAUAGCUUGUACCACGACGCGGGGGGCUCGCCGGAGCAGGGCGGCCCGGACUCGUACGCCAACCGGCAACCCACCGGCCACGGCGUCGCGUCGGCGGAUAACCUACAAGCUCCCACCGGGACGGGGUACGGGGGCCAGUACCCGCCCUACGAGCCGCAGCCGCCUUUUCGGGCGCCGGAACCUUACGGGGUUCCUCGCCCCGAGCCCUACCUGCCCGCCAGGAGCCCCGAAAUGCCGCAAGCCGUCCCUGAUAGCCAAGCACGGGUCAGCGUGGGCAGCGUCUACAGGCCCAGCCACGGCGGACGGGGUCUCCCCGACUUGGUGCCAGACCCCAACUACGUGCAAGCGUCCACCUACGUGCAGCGAGCUCACCUGUACUCGCUGCGCUGCGCGGCCGAGGAGAAGUGCCUGGCCAGCACCGCCUACACCGCCGAAGCCACCGACUACGACGUGCGGGUGCUCCUGCGGUUUCCCCAGCGGGUGAAGAACCAGGGCACGGCCGACUUUCUGCCCAGCCGGCCCCGGCACAGCUGGGAAUGGCACAGUUGCCACCAGCACUACCACAGCAUGGAUGAGUUCAGCCACUACGACCUGCUGGAUGCCACCACGGGGAGGAAGGUGGCCGAGGGCCACAAGGCGAGCUUCUGCCUGGAGGACACCACCUGUGAUUUCGGCAACCUGAAGCGUUACGCCUGCACGGCCCACACCCAGGGCUUGAGCCCGGGCUGCUACGACACCUACAACGCCGACAUCGACUGCCAGUGGAUCGAUAUAACGGACGUGCAGCCGGGGAAUUACGUCUUAAAGGUUCAAGUGAACCCCAAAUACAUCGUCCUGGAGUCAGACUUCACCAACAACGUGGUGAGGUGCAACAUCCAUUACACCGGACGCUACGUCGCCACGACAAACUGCAAGAUUUCCCAAUCUUGAUGGGAGCAGGGCCAGAGGGACAUCACCUGCCCCAGCCUCUGUCCCCCUCGCGAGAAAGUGCCUGAGCUGGCUCCUCUGUCCCACCGGAGACCCCGGAGCCCAUCAGCAGCUCCUUGAGACCCCCCCCAAGCCCCCCCCCCCAUUUCUUCACGUUAAAAGGAGGGGAAGCGAGAAUGACUCUUUGAAAUAUUUUUUUAUACUUAACUUUUCUUUAACCUUCAUUUUUUUUUUCCAUUUCCUAAGGGAAACCGAUGCUGAGUUUUAGCUGGAAUAAAGGCAGGGGCCCAUAAAUGCUGUAUAAAUGAUGUAAAUCGCAUAUUAGCAAUAGAGAGCUCUGUAGUCGUUAACCCCUUCAGCAUUUUUUGGGGGGGGGGGUGGUCUCCAGCAAUGCCGCCUCCCCGGGGGGGGGAGAAGACAGCCCGGAUUUGGAGCUGCUGCCCUGGCUGGGAUCUGUUCCACUUUUAAAAAUAGGGAGGGAGUCCUUGAGAUGACUGGAAGUCUUGGUUUAUUAUUAUUUUUAUUAUUAAUAUUAUUAUUAUUUUCACAAGCUUUAAAACCAGAAAUCAUUAAAACACGUUGCUUUUGA
Harpia harpyja (harpy eagle) is the source of this 2297-nucleotide messenger RNA. It is a transcript of the gene LOXL1, whose product is annotated as lysyl oxidase like 1. NCBI's taxonomy places the organism in Eukaryota, Metazoa, Chordata, Aves, Accipitriformes, Accipitridae. The record is from RefSeq and is a predicted model, not a curated record. Gene Ontology annotation, biological process: peptidyl-lysine oxidation. Gene Ontology annotation, molecular function: protein-lysine 6-oxidase activity; copper ion binding.